AUGGAUUACCUCAACAUUGAACGAACUUCAAAAAUUUUUAGCAUUUUCACUUUGGCUAUCUUCGAAAACGAUGCCUGCAACACAAGUAGCGUAAACCGAACAGGAAUAUGUUUUUCUGCUAGAGAAUGUGUAUCGCGAGGAGGUCGUGCUGAGGGAACGUGUGCUGGAGGAUAUGGUGUCUGUUGCCUGUUUGAAAUAUCAUGUGACAGUAAUAGCUUAAACAACGGCACCUACUUUCAGAACCCCAACUUUCCUAGCACCUACACCGAAACCAGAACAUGUAUUGCGUCUUUUCGAAAAAUACAUUCUAACGUUUGCCAAUUUCGACUGGACUUUUUGUCUUUCGACAUUGGAAACCCCACAUUUGGUGUGUGUAAUGAAGAUAGAUUGGUUAUCAGUGGUCAAAGCCAAAAUAGCAUUGUUCCUCCUCUGUGUGGGUUUAAUACUGGACAACAUCUUUACUUGGAGGUUUCUGGGACAGAAGGACCAAUUCAACUCAACGUCAUUUCUCAAGGAAGUCGAGCUCGAAGUUUCGACAUCAGGGUGACUCAAAUUAACUGCGACAGUCGAAACCUUGCACCUCCAAAUUGUCUGCAGUACCACACGGGUAUCCAAGGUCAGUUUCAAAGCUUCAACUACGUAUCUGAUGUUAUGAUUACUGACCAAGGCUACUUUAAUAAUCUUGACUACACCAUCUGCUUUAGGAAAGAAGUGGGCUUUUGUACUAUGACGUAUUUCCUUCCUGAAUUUAUGCAAGCACCAAACCAACAACAACAAACUCAAGCAUCUCCUUUCUUUGCCAUUGAAAUGAGUGCUGGUGGUGCUGGUCAACAGUUGACAACUGCUGGGGCGGGAAUGCAGGACUGUCCUACAGAUUACAUAAUCCUGGCCAGUAUUCGUCUCUGCGGAGGACGACUGAACGAUAAACUGGUAAACAAUAUCCCAGCUAAUUCAAAUAAAGAUAUUGUUGGUGAGUAG
Limulus polyphemus (Atlantic horseshoe crab) is the source of this 978-nucleotide messenger RNA. RefSeq lists its product as uncharacterized. The record is from RefSeq and is a predicted model, not a curated record. Bases 1 to 978 code for a protein of 325 amino acids. The transcript has 5 exons. Lineage: Eukaryota; Metazoa; Arthropoda; Merostomata; Xiphosura; Limulidae.